Molecule: messenger RNA, 449 nt
Organism: Scylla paramamosain (green mud crab)
Lineage: Eukaryota; Metazoa; Arthropoda; Malacostraca; Decapoda; Portunidae
Product: histone H3-like
Exons: 1
Coding region: 39-449 (136 amino acids)
Cellular component (GO): nucleosome
Molecular function (GO): protein heterodimerization activity; DNA binding; structural constituent of chromatin
Source: RefSeq, a predicted model, not a curated record
CAGCUGAGUGUUCGUUGUGAGUUGUUGUUACCACAACUAUGGCACGUACCAAGCAAACGGCUCGCAAGUCCACUGGUGGCAAGGCGCCCCGCAAGCAGCUUGCUACAAAGGCAGCUCGCAAGUCUGCUCCAGCCACUGGAGGUGUCAAGAAACCCCACCGUUACAGGCCUGGAACCGUUGCUCUCCGUGAGAUCCGCCGUUAUCAGAAGAGCACUGAGCUGCUUAUCAGGAAACUGCCUUUCCAGCGCCUGGUGCGUGAAAUUGCUCAGGAUUUCAAGACUGACCUCCGCUUCCAGUCCUCUGCUGUCAUGGCUCUCCAGGAAGCUUCCGAGGCUUACCUCGUGGGUCUGUUUGAGGAUACCAACCUGUGCGCCAUACAUGCCAAGCGCAUGACUAUCAUGCCAAAGGACAUCCAACUGGCUCGUCGCAUCCGUGGCGAGCGUGCCUAA